Molecule: messenger RNA, 1642 nt
Organism: Zingiber officinale
Lineage: Eukaryota; Viridiplantae; Streptophyta; Magnoliopsida; Zingiberales; Zingiberaceae
Product: VAN3-binding protein-like
Exons: 7
Coding region: 76-1422 (448 amino acids)
Biological process (GO): phloem or xylem histogenesis; auxin-activated signaling pathway; leaf vascular tissue pattern formation
Source: RefSeq, a predicted model, not a curated record
UCUCUUCCGUCUCACUCACUGCUUCCGGUUGCUAUUAUAAGUACUCCGCCACCGAGGACUCCCUCCUCCACCGCCAUGGACGAUGCCCGGCCGCGCUGGGAAACCGGUGGCAUACGACUGCCGGAGCUCCCCAAGGACCCCAUGGAUUUCCUCUCCCGCUCCUGGAGCCCCUCCGCGCUCGAGGUCUCCAAGGCCCUCGCGCCGAUGCAUCCGCUGCCGACGAUGCAGGAGACCAUCCCCGAAGAGGAAGACGAAGAGUUCUCGCCUGCCAUCUCCGGGAACCCCUUCUCUUUCGCCUCCUCCGUCACAUCGCAGAUGGUUUUGGAGCGAAUAAUGUCGCAGUUGGAAGUGUCUCCUCUGGCAUCUGGCCGUCUUUCUCACAGCAGCGGCCCUCUCAACGGCGGAGGAUCGCUCUCCGAUAGCCCUCCAGUCUCCCCCUGCGAAAUGGAUGAGCUCAAGUCGCGCCAGGGCAGUAACACUCCCAAGCCACAGAACUAUAGAGUAACCAGCAAGACCGUAGGAAGGUGGCUCAAGGACAGAAGGGAAAGGAAGAAAGAGGAGACCCGAGCACAGAAUGCACAGCUUCAUGCUGCAGUCUCAGUAGCUGGUGUUGCUGCAGCAGUUGCAGCUGUUGCGGCUGCAACAGCUGGUGUUUCUGGCUCUGGAAAAGAUGACCGUGCCACCAGGAUUGAUAUGGCAGUCGCAUCAGCUGCAACUCUUGUGGCUGCCCAAUGUGUGGAGGCUGCAGAGUUGAUGGGUGCAGAGCGUGAACACCUGACUUCUGUUGUUGGCUCUGCUGUUAAUGUAAGGACUCCUGGAGACAUUGUUACUCUCACUGCAGCUGCUGCCACCGCACUGAGAGGGGCUGCAACCUUGAAGGCAAGGGCACUCAAAGAUGUGUGGAACAUUGCUGCGGUGAUACCUGUAGAGAAGGGAACACUAUGUAAUCACAACCACCAACGCCAAAGCAUUCGACAAAAGGAACUAGACAGCAAUGGCAGAGAUUUUAAUGAUGAGCUUAUUCCUGUGGAAGAUAACUUCUUCGGCAUUUGUAGUCAGGAAUUCCUUGCUAAGGGGACUGAUCUCCUAAAACGCACUCGAAAAGGGGCACUUCACUGGAAGAUAGUCUCAGUUUACAUCAACCGCUUGGAGCAGGUGAUGCUGAAGAUGAAGAGUAGGCAUGUUGCCGGUACUAUUACCAAAAAGAAAAAGAGUGUGAUCAUAGAUGUCUGCAAAGACAUCCAGGCAUGGCCGGGCCGGCACCUCCUCGAAGUCGGCGAGCAGCGUCGGUACUUUGGCUUGAGGACAACAGAGCACCGCAUCAUUGAAUUUGAGUGUUUGAGCAAGAGGGACCAUGAGAUGUGGACGCAAGGAGUGGCGCACCUCCUCAGCAUCGUUAAUGAGAAGAAGAAUAUCAUUUGACUGCGGCCGCUGCCGACACUUAACCAGAUCCAACUCUAGAUCUGAGGAGAGAAGGCUGUGCAUGACCCACAUGAAUUAAAUGGCGAAGCUGGAAAAGAAUGAUUGCCAUCCAUUUGUAAAGUGUCAGAAUAUAUAAUUUAGAUCCUAAUCAAAUUGGAUACUUGCUCUAAAUUUGUUGAAUGUUUGGGUGUGUCCUUUUUAACGAGAUCAAAUUGGAGAC